Molecule: messenger RNA, 5316 nt
Organism: Anolis carolinensis (green anole)
Lineage: Eukaryota; Metazoa; Chordata; Lepidosauria; Squamata; Anolidae
Gene: satb2
Product: SATB homeobox 2
Exons: 11
Coding region: 425-2635 (736 amino acids)
Biological process (GO): regulation of transcription by RNA polymerase II; chromatin remodeling
Molecular function (GO): RNA polymerase II cis-regulatory region sequence-specific DNA binding; DNA-binding transcription factor activity, RNA polymerase II-specific
Source: RefSeq, a predicted model, not a curated record
AGGUGGGCCAAAUCGGGUCCUGCCCCCUCCUCCCUCUUUCCCCUCCCUCCCUCCUUCCUUCCUUCCUCUUCUUCCCUUCAGAGCUUAGCCCUCUCUCCUCUUCCCACCUGGCCUUUGCCUUCUUCGCCUCCUUCCAACUUCCGCCAGGCGAGGAAGCAGCCUUCCUUCCCGCGGGGACGUUUUAUGUUUUGCUCCGUCCUGUUCUUCCGAACACAAACCAACGCCUGGGGCUUGAGGCAGCGCGUUUGAGACCCAAGCCGACCAGGAAGAGGAACCGAGACAACUUUCCACCCUGGAUUCUCUACUCUUGAUCCAUGGACAGAGCCCAACUCGGCCAAGUUACGGACACACCAUAAGCAGUCCUUGCUCCUUCUACUGCGAUCUGCCCGUGGGAACAGGGUCGCCGCCGCCGCCGCCCAGCAGCAUGGACCGGAGAAGCGAGAGCCCCUCCUGCCUGAGGGACAGCCCCGACCGAGGCAGCGGCAGCCCAGACCUCAAAGGCCCCCCGCCGUUACCACCUCCGGCCAAAGUGGCCCGGCUGGAGCAGAACGGCAGCCCCGUGGGGGCCCGCGGGAGGCCCAACGGCGCCAUGGCCAAGUCCGUGGGAGGCUUGAUGAUCCCUGUCUUUUGUGUGGUGGAGCAACUGGACACUUCUCUUGAAUAUGAUAAUCGAGAAGAACACGCAGAGUUUGUUCUGGUUCGCAAAGAUGUGCUUUUUAGUCAGCUGGUGGAAACUGCACUCCUGGCUCUUGGAUAUUCUCACAGCUCUGCGGCACAGGCACAAGGUAUAAUCAAACUUGGCAAGUGGAAUCCUCUUCCACUCAGUUAUAUGACAGAUGUUCCCGAUGCUACAGUAGCCGACAUGUUACAAGAUGUCUAUCAUGUUGUGACAUUGAAAAUUCAAUUACAAAGUUGUUCAAAGCUAGAAGACUUGCCAGCAGAGCAGUGGAACCAUGCCACAGUCCGCAACGCCUUAAAGGAGUUGCUCAAAGAGAUGAAUCAGAGCACAUUAGCCAAAGAAUGUCCUCUGUCCCAGAGUAUGAUAUCAUCCAUUGUAAAUAGCACAUAUUAUGCCAACGUGUCAACAACCAAGUGCCAGGAGUUUGGGAGAUGGUAUAAAAAGUACAAGAAGAUUAAAGUGGAACGAGUUGAAAGAGACAACAUGUCAGAAUAUUGUGUUCUUGGUCAACGUCCCAUGCACUUACCAAAUAUCAACCAGCUGGCAACCUUGGGCAAAACAAAUGAACAGUCUCCUCAUGGUCAAAUUCACCACAGUACUCCAAUCCGAAAUCAAGUGCCAACUUUGCAGCCAAUCAUGAGUCCUGGUCUUCUUACACCUCAGCUCAAUCCACAACUUGUAAGGCAGCAGAUAGCAAUGGCUCACUUGAUAAACCAACAGAUUGCAGUAAGCCGACUACUGGCUCAUCAGCACCCACAAGCUAUAAACCAACAGUUUCUAAACCAUCCACCCAUUCCUAGAUCCAUCAAGCCAGAGCCAACGAAUUCAUCAGUGGAAGUCUCUCCAGAUAUCUACCAGCAAGUCAGGGAUGAGUUGAAGCGAGCUAGUGUAUCCCAAGCUGUUUUUGCAAGAGUGGCUUUCAAUCGCACACAGGGAUUGCUAUCAGAGAUACUGCGUAAAGAAGAAGACCCUAGAACAGCUUCCCAGUCUCUCCUGGUAAAUCUGAGGGCAAUGCAGAAUUUCCUCAACUUACCUGAGACAGAACGAGAUCGUAUUUAUCAGGAUGAGAGAGAGAGGAGUAUGAAUCCCAAUGUGAGCAUGGUGUCUUCAGCAGCCAGCAGUCCAAGCUCCUCCAGAACCCCCCAGGCCAAAACCUCGACACCGACAACAGACCUCCCCAUUAAGGUGGACGGAGCCAACAUAAACAUCACAGCUGCCAUUUAUGACGAGAUCCAACAGGAGAUGAAAAGGGCCAAGGUGUCUCAGGCUCUGUUCGCCAAAGUGGCUGCCAACAAAAGUCAGGGCUGGCUUUGUGAGUUGCUCCGAUGGAAAGAAAACCCAAGUCCAGAAAAUCGUACACUCUGGGAAAAUCUGUGUACCAUCCGACGCUUCCUGAGUCUUCCCCAGCAUGAAAGGGAUGCAAUCUAUGAAGAAGAGUCCAGGCAUCAUCACAGUGAACGCAUGCAGCAUGUUGUCCAGAUUACCACUGAACCUGUACAGGUACUUCAAAGACCACAGUCGCAGCCAACCAAGGAAAACUCACCUCCCAGAGAAGAGCCCGCACUUCAACCUUCAGAAGAUACAUGCACAAAGAAAACGAGAUCCCGCACUAAGAUUUCUUUAGAGGCUUUGGGCAUCCUUCAGAGUUUCAUCCACGACGUUGGCCUCUAUCCAGAUCAGGAGGCCAUCCAUACCUUGUCUGCCCAAUUGGAUCUACCUAAGCACACCAUCAUCAAAUUCUUCCAGAACCAGCGUUACCAUGUAAAGCACCAUGGGAAGCUAAAAGAUCAUUUGGGGACAGUGGUGGAUGUGGCAGAAUACAAAGAUGAGGAGCUGCUGACUGAGUCAGAGGAGAUUGACAGUGAGGAGGGCUCUGAGGAAAUGUAUAAAGUGGAAACAGAAGAAGAGAAUUCUGAAAAAAGCAAGGCAACUCCAUCAGAAACGGAACAGAGAUAAUGUGAAAACAUCACAGGCAAAAGCAAUACAUUGAUCCAAGACCUUUUACUCUCUCUCUCUCUUUUUUUUUUUUGGCUUCUUUUAAAAAUGUGUUGGGGGUAUUUUCAGUAUGCAUAAAAUAUUUGCAAAUUGAACAAUUAUUUUGCAUAACCCAAUCAGACAUUCCCUUGUGAUAGGCACUUACAUGUUAGACUUUUUUGUUGACUGAAACAAUGUUAACUGUAAUUCUUGUAGGAUUACAUCAUUACAAAACCUUGCACUUAUGAAAAGGACCCUCUAGCAAGGUACAGAAGAAGUAGACCUAUGAAAUCAAUGAAGGAAAUGAUAAUGACAUCAGUGUAUGUGUGUGUGUGUAUAUAUAUAUAUUAUAUAUAUAUAUAUUUACAUCAAAUAUAUGCAUAUAUGAAAUUUGCAUGGGACAUAACUUUACAAUCUGAAAGUAUAGACUGUGAAAUGAGCUCGUUAAAAAUGAGUCUUGUUUAUGUAUUAACAAAAAAGAAAACCACUUCACAAUGAGUUGCUUUGGCUUUUAGAUUAACUAUUGCCUGCUCUCAAGGGUGUGGUUACUAUUUUGGAAUACCUAUUUAUUUUCUAUGUUCAUCCCUGAUUUCUUAAAAUGAUUAUUAUGGCUUCCACUUCGGCAGCUUGUUGGGCAAUUUUUGAGGUAUGCAUUUUAAAAAUCCAAAUCAACACUGCCAAAAAAUAAUAAUUUAGAAAAAGUGCAAGAGAAGGUGAGAGAAAAUUUGAAACAAAAUCAGGGCACCUUAAAAUAAACUGAAAUGAAAUAACUUUUAAGAAAACAUUAGUAACUAAUGCACAUUUAAUGUCACAGGGCAUGGUUUGUUUUUUAUCCUUUUUUGUAGCAAACAGAUGGAUUUUCACAGACUUUUCUGUGAAAAUUCAGUGCACAGUAGACCUUUCUGUUAAUAAGAUCUUCAUGAACAGUCGCUUUAAUGAGAUUUAGUAGUGUGUGGACUUUUACAUUGAGCCACAGCUAAUAGUGGUGAUUUUUCUUCCUCUGAAGACGCAAACCAUCUACACUGUUACUGUGCAACUUCUCUUUGAUUCCAGUGGGGCGUGUGCAGAUACAUUUCUUGUUCUUGUGCUCCUCUAGUGUCUGUCUGAUAUUAAUGUUUAAUAAAGUUUUUAUAAGUGAAAGAAUAAAACUGAAUCGACAGCUAUUAUUCUGGGCAAGUGUGUCUAGUUCUUAGUCAGUUAAAGGGUCUGAUGGUUCUCCAGUGCCAAAUUUCCUUCCAUGUUUUUUUCCCUGUCACAUUAGAAAUAUUAUACUUCGUCUAAAAUGUUUUUGGUGAAUAGCUUCCCUAGGUACAGUUUUUCCAUGGUACGGCAGACUUGGUGGGAACAUAUUUUUGGAACUUGCUGAAAUUUUCAGUAAUGAGAGUAAGCCAAACAAUUUCUCUGCAGUCACUUCCUUGUCAUAAACUGAAACCUUUUCACAGUGACCUAACAUUGCGAUUCCGUUACAUAAAGCAGAACUAAUGUUGACUGACUCUUCAAUAGUACAAGCAUUAAAGCUGCAAUCUACUAUAGUCUCCAACAGGUUUUUAAAGCUAAGGUUUGCAAGUAACACAGACCGUAUUGAUAUUCCUACUGGGCAUAAAGAUAUCCCUCCGCCCCUCCUUAUCCUGCAAAGGAUAUUUGGACUUCCUAAUGUGUCUGGGUUGAUUUGUGGGUUUUUAAAUUUAUUGGCAGGCUUCCUUUUGACACCUACUUUGUAACUUUAAACAAAGACCAUGCAAUAUAUCACCUGGAAAGCUGUUUUAUGUUUCUUGCACAGGCAUUGUAAUAUAUAACUGUUAAUACUAUUUAUAUAUUUGAAAGGUAUAAAAGGCAGGCUCUGUAUAGAUAGUUGCUCAGAACGUAACAACAUACAGGGAGACAACAUGUUGCAAUACUAGCUAAUUGUAGCUGCUCAAUAACCUCUGAAAUUUUAAAGGGACUUUUCCAGAAUCAAUCACUGACAUCCACAGUGUAUCUGUAUUCAUUUCAUAUAUCUUUGGAAAACAAUGUUGACUGAAAUUCUUCAUCUUUUCCUUCUGUAGUAUGCUGCAGCUUUAAUCAAAAAUUCAGUCGGCGUUGCUUUAUGUUCUCUGUCAAGGUACUCUUUCCAAACCCUUAUUGAAACUCUCUUGCUGAAAUGACUACAUACAUGUGAUAUUGGUCAGGAUGGCAUCAGCAUUGGUUAUUUUCUAAAAAAACACUUUGACCAAAAAUUUAGUAGGUAUUUUGUUUUCAAUGCUGAAUCUUGCCUUUUUUCUGGUUUUUUUUCACUGCCAGUUUUGCAGUGGUUCUUCGAAGUGAAUCUGUGGGCAUUUUCGCCUGUGGUCUUGCCAGAACUUUGCGAAAUACAAUGCAUAUAUGUCUAUUUAUUCAAUAUUCAUCAUAUAAUAUCUAUUUGGAAAAAGAAUCUUUUCUUGUAGUGCCUCUUAACAAAGCACAAUUUUCCGCCUUUUUUGUGAAGUAAAAGAAAACUUUUAAAAAAUUGUGUUUAUUGCAGUAUCAACAAUGUGAAUGAGGAUUAACAUAUUGUAAAUGUUCUUUUUCCAUGUAAAUCAACUUGAUCUUUGUUAUCACUAAGUGAUAAUUAAAUUUUAACUUAUGUGCAUUGUUAGUCUGUUAGAAUUUUUUGGUUGUUGAAAUAAAACACAUUCAGAAAAUGA